CUGAAAACUGAAUUUAUUACAUGUAUGUAAUAAUCGAUUUGCAAUAUACGCUUGCUGUUAAACAAAAGUUAGAUAAUGUCUGGACGUGGCAAUUUGUUGUCCUUAUUUCAUAAAAAGACGGAGACAUCGAACGGUUCUUCAUCUAGUGGAGAGCAUGCCAAGGAUAGUGGCUUAGAUGCUACCCAGUCGGUUUCAAGUGGAGAAUACCGACGCAUUGCCAGGGAUGAUAUUGCAAGUGAGCUUGCAUCAACUAUUCAAAAUGUCAGCAUUUCAAUUGGACGUGGACGUGCAAAUUUGCUGCAAUCCUUUAAAAAUGAAUCCCAACAAUUAAGGAACGAAAAAAAAACAUCGACUUUUUCAACACUCGUAGAUGAUAUAAAUUCUCCUGGACAAAAAAAAGAAUUGGUUCAGGCAAAAAAUUCAGCUUUUACUUGUGAUAGAUCUGAAAUCAAAACAAACAAUUCUAUGGAUGACACAAUUUACGGCACUAAAGGUUCGCCGGUUAAUUUGUCAUGUAAUUAUAUAGGAGUAAAGUCUGACCCUAAGAAAGGAGUUUAUCUUUAUGAAGUACGAUUCAAUCCUCCUGUUGAUUCCAUUCAUUUAAGAAUGAAGUAUUUAAAUGAACACAAAAACCAAUUUGGAGGAGCUAAAACCUUUGAUGGAUCCAUCCUGUACUUACCGAUUUUAUUAGAAAGGGAAUUGACAACUUUUGUUUCCAAAAAUGUUGAUAAUAAGGAUAUUGAAAUAAGACUUCUGUUUAAAAAAAAAGAGUCCCUUAAAAAUUGUAUACAAUUGUACAAUAUAUUAUUUGACCGCGUCAUGAAAACUUUAAAUUAUGUUAAAUUUGAUCGAAAGCAUUUUGAUCCCUCACGACCAAAAGUUAUUCCCAUGGCGAAGUUAGAAGUUUGGCCGGGUUAUGUUAUUGCUGUCGAUGAAUUCGACGGUGGUUUAAUGCUGUGCUGCGAUGUAUCACAUCGUUUACUAUGUCAAAAAACAGUGUUGGAUAUGCUAAUAGAGAUUUAUCAACACAACAAGAUGAAUUACCAAGACAAAGCAAAAAAAUAUUUAGUUGGAAGCAUAGUUUUAACUCGAUAUAAUAAUCGGAUGUAUAGAAUUGAUGAUAUAUGCUUUUCCCAAAAUCCACAUUCAGAAUUUGAAACAAGAACGGGAUCUCUUAGCUACGUUGAAUACUACAAAAACCACCAUAAUAUUUACAUUAAAGACGACAAGCAACCAUUACUUAUAAGCUUAAAACAAAUAAGGAAAGAGAAAACUGUCAAUACAGAAAACAUACAGUUUUGCUUAAUCCCUGAACUUUGUUACCUUACCGGCCUACAAGAUGAAAUUCGGUCGGACAAAAAACUAAUGCGUGAAAUAGCAACUUUCACUAGUGUUACUCCAAAUCAGCGUAUUCUAGCUCUUGAUAAAUAUUUUAAAAAUGUAUCUGAAAACGACGAAGCGAAAGAAAUCCUCGAAAACUGGGGCUUAUCGCUCUUUAAAAAUUAUCAUAAUGCAAUUGGUCGCAAAAUGGAUCCAGAGCAAAUAUUUUUUGCUAACCAAUGCAUUUCAGCUGGUCAUAAGGCAGACUUUUCAAAAGAUGCCAUAAGCAAUGAAAUGCUAGAAGUUAAACAUAUAAAAAGUUGGAUCGUUAUUCACCAAAAAACUGAUGUCCGAUCGGCAAAAAUGUUUUUAGCUAACGUAGAACGAUGCUGCGAAGCUUUUGGAAUGAGCAUAUGUAAGCCAACUAUAAUUACAUUAGAACAAGAUAGAGUGGAUACAUAUGUUGAUGCUUUACGACGAAACAUUAGUACUCAAACCCAAAUAGUCGUUUGUAUAUGUCCGAAUAUCAGAGAUGACAGAUAUAGUGCUAUAAAGAAAAUUUGCUGCUCGGAGCUACCGGUCGCAUCACAGGUAAUAAAUUCAAGGACGUUAUCCAACGAAACGAAAAAUCGUUCCAUUGUCCAAAAGAUUAUUUUGCAAAUGAAUUGCAAAAUAGGAGGAUCAUUGUGGACUGUAAAAAUUCCCUUUAAAAAUGUAAUGAUCUGUGGAAUCGACUCAUAUCAUGAUCCUCGUCAAAAGGGAAGCUCUGUAGCUGCAUUAGUAGCUUCGCUAAACUCAUCUUAUACGCAUUGGUACAGUAAAGCUGUUAUACAAACUAAAAAGGAAGAGAUUGUUAAUGGACUUACCUCGUCUUUUGAAGCUGCACUAGAAUGCUAUAAGACACGAAAUGGUUACUUCCCUGAUAAUGUUAUAAUUUACAGAGAUGGGGUUGGCGAUGGUCAGUUGAAUGUAUGUGCCAAGUACGAAAUUCCGCAGUUUGAAGUGUGUAAUAAGAGUAUUAAAAUUACCUUUAUAAUAGUUCAAAAGCGUAAUAAUACUCGAUUCUUUUCGGAAAGUAACAACAAUUUCGAAAAUCCUUUACCGGGGACGGUGGUUGAUAAAUAUAUUACAAGAACGCAUAUGUAUGAUUUCUUUUUGGUUUCACAAAUGGUUCGACAGGGUUCCGUCAGUCCAACACAUUUCAUUGUCUUACGCGAUGAUGCAAAUUAUGGUCCUGAUAUCAUACAAAAAUUAUCUUAUAAGUUAUGCUUUCUGUAUUAUAACUGGCCUGGAACUGUACGGAUUCCUGCAUGUUGUAUGUACGCUCAUAAGAUGGCUUACUUAAUUGGUCAAAGCAUUCAACGCGAUACUGCCAGUAACUUAUCGGAAAAGCUCUUUUAUUUGUAAAAAGUGUUUAUUAAAAUUAAAGUAUAAUUAUAAACAUUUUGUGAAACAAAUUCGAUAAUUAUACCGCAAGCAAUGAAGAGCGCAGUUAUAUUA
Drosophila novamexicana is the source of this 2820-nucleotide messenger RNA. RefSeq names its product protein argonaute-3. Bases 76 to 2727 code for a protein of 883 amino acids. Gene Ontology annotation, biological process: regulatory ncRNA-mediated gene silencing. The record is from RefSeq and is a predicted model, not a curated record. Gene Ontology annotation, cellular component: P granule. The transcript is spliced from 8 exons. Gene Ontology annotation, molecular function: piRNA binding; protein binding. Lineage: Eukaryota; Metazoa; Arthropoda; Insecta; Diptera; Drosophilidae.